Messenger RNA from Lachancea nothofagi CBS 11611, 2919 nucleotides. The record is from the annotation of a GenBank genome assembly. Lineage: Eukaryota; Fungi; Ascomycota; Saccharomycetes; Saccharomycetales; Saccharomycetaceae.
AUGAGUGCCACACUCCAACAAUCGGCUUACACUCUGGUGUAUGAUCCCAGUCCGAAUUUAGUUGGGUACACGAACGCGGAGUUACAAAAAUCACUGGAAAAGGGGUCUGAUGAAGAAAAGGUCCACACAAUGAAAAGAAUGCUCGUGAUGAUGCUGGACGGCAAUCCAUUAUCUGAUAUGCUAAUGCAUGUUAUCCGGUUCGUUAUGCCAUCGAAGAACAAGCAAUUGAAGAAGCUGCUGUACUUCUACUGGGAAAUCGUACCCAAAUUGGACGCGGAGGGGAAAUUGAAACAGGAGAUGAUUCUGGUGUGCAAUGCAAUCCAGCACGAUCUACAACACCCUAACGAAUAUAUUCGUGGUAAUACUUUGCGAUUUUUGACUAAAUUGCGGGAGGCAGAUCUGUUAGAACAAAUGGUCCCUGCUGUUCGCAGCUGUCUAGAGUACCGUCACGCAUACAUUCGCAAAUACGCGAUUUUAGCCGUUUACUCUAUCUACAAGGUUAGCGAUCAUUUAAUUCCAGAUGCAUGCGAGAUCAUUAACUCUUUUUUGGUUGCGGAAACCGACCCGAUCUGUAAAAGGAACGCGUUUUUGGGCUUGGCAGAGCUUGAUAGAGAAUCUGCCCUUAACUACCUACAAGAGAACAUUGCUACCAUCGAAAGUCUUGAUUCAUUACUGCAAGACGCAUUCAUUGACUUCAUUCGGAAAGAUGCAAUCCAAACUCCUUCUUUGAAGCCUCAGUACGUUGAUCUAUUGCAAGACCUACUUAACGCUACAACCUCCCAUGAAGUUGUUUUCGAGGCAUCUUUAGCAUUAACAGUACUUACAAGUGACCCCAAGGAACUAUGCCAAGUAGCUUCGAAGCUCAUCGACGUCGCCGUCAAGGAGUCUGACAACAACAUUAAAUUGAUUGUACUGGAAAGGAUUCAGGAUAUUCAUAAGAGAGCCCCAGGAUUUUUGGAGGAGCUAACCUUGGACAUUCUGCGUGUUUUGAGUGCUCAAGAUCUGGACGUUCGUGCUAAAGCCUUGAACAUAGGUUUGGAGUUGGUGUCGUCGAGAAACGUGGAUGACGUCAUAAAGCUAUUAAAAAAAGAACUACAAAUUACGAUCACAAAUGCCCAGAAUGACGAAAAGGCUGUUGAUUAUAGACAGAUUCUGAUCGAGAAUAUUCACAAAGUAGCCAUUCGAUUCGUGGAGGUUUCUGCGGAUGUAGUUUCACUGUUUUUGGAGUUCAUUGGUGAUUUAAGUUCUAAUGCUGCAAGCGGUGUGAUAGCUUUCAUAAAAGAAGUGAUAGAGAAAUACCCUCAGCUCAGGAAAGAAAUUUUGCAGCAUUUGCUUGGCGCACUACCAUACGUGUCCUCUGCAAAAGCCUAUCGCGGGGCGUUGUGGAUACUGGGAGAGUAUUCUUUGGAUGCUGCCGAUGUCCAAAGCUCAUGGAAGCAUAUUCGUAGUAGCAUAGGUGAAUUACCUAUUGUGCAAUCUGAAGUUAAGCAACUUGAAGGUGGUGAUACUUCGGAAGAACCCGCUGCGACUGAAGAGGCGCCUUCCUCUGGUCCGGUUGUUUUGCCAGAUGGCACAUAUGCCACUGAGUCAGCUUUCUCCACUGAGCAUAACAAAACCUCAACAAAGGAGGAAAAAGAGUCGAGACCACCACUACGUCGUUUCAUUCUGAAAGGAGACUUCUACACUACAUCUGUUUUAGCGACUACUAUCGUGAAGUGUGUUCUAAGAUUCGAGAAAACUUCUGCGGAUAGCACUGUUCUCAAUGCUUUGAAAGCUGAAGCUAUGCUUAUCCUCGUGAGUGUUUUGAGAGCUGGCCAAAGUACACUAGUGGAAAAGAAAAUCGACGAGGACUCCUCAGAAAGGAUAAUGAUUGCCUUGUCAGUGCUCAUGAGUGAUUCUGAUACGAGUGGCUCAGAUAGUAAGAGACUACUUGAAAUGGCUUAUUUAGAGGCUACCAAAAAUUCGUUUGAAACCAAGGUAGCAAGCGCUGAACGUGAGUCAGCAAAAAAAUCGGCCUCAGUCUUAGCUCGCACUGCUGACCCAAUCGAUAAGGCCAUUUUGUUUAGACAGUUUGCUGCAAAGGAUAUUCACAAUACCCCAGUCGACACUAUUAAUGAGGAUUUGGAAAUGGCUAUUUCUGGUGAUUCGGUAAAUUCAAGGAGUUCGUCAUCAAUAAUGUCCAAGUUAAGGAAGGUGGUGCCGCUGACUGGUUUCUCGGACCCCAUCUACGGAGAAGCGUACAUCACAAAUCACCAGUUUGAUGUUGUUCUCGAGGUCUUGUUGGUGAACCAAACGAAGGAAACGCUGAGAAAUUUGCACGUUCAAUUUGCCACUUUGGGAGAUCUUAAAAUUAUCGACAACCCACCCAGCACUAAUGUUGUGGCGCAUGGAUUCCACAAGCUCACUGUCACUGUAAAAGUGUCGUCAGCUGACACCGGUGUGAUUUUUGGUAACAUCAUUUAUGAUGGUGGACAUGGCGAGGACGCUCGGUAUGUCAUUAUGAAUGACAUCCACGUUGAUAUCAUGGAUUAUAUCAAGCCAGCAAAGACGGACGAUGCCACGUUCCGUAAAAUGUGGAACGCGUUUGAAUGGGAAAAUAAAAUAACAGUGAAGUCCAAACUUCCAACACUACAUGCAUAUUUGGAAGAGCUGGUCAAAGGUACUCGCAUGGGGAUUCUUACAUCUGAAGAAGCAUUGGGAGAAAGAGACUGUAGGUUUUUGAGUUGCAAUUUAUACUCUAAAUCGACUUUUGGAGAGGACGCUCUAGCCAACCUUUGCAUCGAAAAGGACCCAGUUUCGGGUGAGGUCGUCGGUCAUGUACGUAUUCGCUCUAAGGGCCAAGGACUCGCACUAUCUUUAGGUGACAGAGUCGCCUUGAUAGCUAGAGAAAUGAACAAGCUAAAAUUGGAUCGGAUGUAA